UACACGCACUGUUUUGCAUACCGCCGAACAAUAUUUCCCCCAAAUCCCCGUGGUUCACUUCACCGAAACUGUCUACGCCGUGUUCAUCAUGCGCCUCUUUACUGAUGUCAUCUCCGAUGACGAGAUGUUUUCGGACAAAUUCCCUAUAAAAGAAGUAGACGAUAUUGUCUAUGAAGUAGACUGCGCAUUAAUAGAAAUCACCCGGGGCCCUGUUGAGAUUGGCACUGAUCCCUCUGCUGAGGAACAGGAGGAGGCGCCGGAAGAUAACACCGUCACUGUCAAUAAUGUUGUGCAUUCGUUUCAUCUACGACCAACCAACUUCGACAAAAAGACGUAUAUAAUGCAUUUAAAGGGUUACAUGCGGGCUAUCAGGAAACAUCUUGAAAAAACAAACCCCUCCAGGGCCCACGAGUUUGAACAAUGCGCAUCGCAGUAUGCGAAGAAAAUCGUCGCCAAUUUCAGAAGCUUCGAAUUUUAUACUGGAGGGAGUAUGAACGGAGAGGCUAUGGUUGCUCUUCUCAACUACCGCGACGAUGGCGAGACUCCAUUUUUCACCUUCUGGAAGGAUGGGCUGGACGUAGUUGAUUAUUGAAAAGUAAUUGACGAAAGUCACAGUAUGAGAUGGUUACGCUGACUGCAUAUAUGCCCC
This is a messenger RNA of Aspergillus caelatus, 649 nucleotides long. RefSeq names its product translationally-controlled tumor protein. Gene Ontology annotation, molecular function: calcium ion binding. The record is from RefSeq and is a predicted model, not a curated record. Bases 89 to 592 code for a protein of 167 amino acids. NCBI's taxonomy places the organism in Eukaryota, Fungi, Ascomycota, Eurotiomycetes, Eurotiales, Aspergillaceae. Gene Ontology annotation, cellular component: cytoplasm. The transcript has 4 exons.